Messenger RNA from Australozyma saopauloensis, 282 nucleotides. RefSeq lists its product as uncharacterized. Bases 1 to 282 code for a protein of 93 amino acids. The transcript has a single exon. The record is from RefSeq and is a predicted model, not a curated record. NCBI's taxonomy places the organism in Eukaryota, Fungi, Ascomycota, Pichiomycetes, Serinales, Metschnikowiaceae.
AUGGCUCAAGGUAACAUCAAACUCAAGCUGACAAAAAAGGCAAGAGUAACUAAAAGACAAAGUAACUUAAGAGCCGCCGCUCCGCUCAUCAUCAAACCCAAGAAGUCUGCCGCAAAACAGACAUUUGAUCUUAAGAAGUCUGUUGGAGCUCUGAACGGAACGGAAAAGUUGAUUGCUGGUAGAGUUGGUCACUUGGAGAUCAUCAGAGGUUCCAGAAGACAGCUCGAAAAGCAGGAGAAGGAAAAAGCAAGAAAAGCUGCCGCCAAGGGUAACACCAAGUAA